AUGAACCUCAACUCAGAAUUUGGGCCUGUUUUCAUUUACAUUUUUAAAGGCCAGGAUGACAGGUCCAAAGAAGAUAUUGUGAAGUUAUUGGAAUAUAUGGUGAAUAACAUUCCAUCCAAUGACAGGCACAUGUUCAAAACAACCCAGUCACUGAUGGACUGGGAAAAAGUAGCUUUUAAAGAUUUUCCUGGGGAAAUGUGCAAACUCAAAUGGUUAGAAAUUUCUUAUAACUUUAGAAAGUUUCGCACUUUGAAGGAAUUAGUCCUGGAAGCAAAGGAAAAUGUUGACAAUCCUUACAAAUGCAGAAAACACAAGAAGCAUCCUGAUUUACCCAAGAAGCCCUUGACAGCUUACCUCUGCUUUUUCAAAAAGAUACGACUCCAGUACACCCAAAAACACCCUAAGCUGAGCAACCAGGAGUUGACCAAGGUUCUGUCUGAGGAAUACAAGAAACUUCCAGAGCAGCUGAAGCUGAAAUAUAGUCAAGAUUUCUAGAAGGAGAAACAGAAGUUUAAGGAGAAAAUGACUCUGUUCAGAGAACAGCACCCUGAUCUGGUCCAGAGCUCCACGAAAUCUGAUGUCCCCAAAGGAAGCCAAAUCAAAGUGCCAAAGAAGUUUCAGGGAAAUGUGCAAAAAGUGGUCUCCCCCAAAAAACAGUUUAUUCAUGAAAAGCCCAAGAAGCCACCUAUGAAUGGCUAUCACAAGUUCCACCAGGAUUUGUGGUUGAGUAGGGAGCUGAGGGUUGCCCUGAGGGAGCACAUGGUAGAGAUUAGUAGAUGCUGGCAGCGUGUCCCACAGAACCAGAAGGAGCAUUAUAAGAAGGAGGCUGAGGAACUGCAGAAACAGUACAAGGUGGACCUUGAUCUCUGACUCAAGAGUCUGUCUCCUGAAGAACAUGCUUAUUACAGAGAGACAACCUAUUUGAAGCGUAAGAACAUGAACAUGAUGGGAGGCCCUAAUCCCAAGAUUAGGAGGAUGGAUCUGCAGUCCCCAUCAUCAGGGAAUCUGCAGGGAGGGCUUGGACUGGGCCAGGGGCUUCAGGCUCCAGAGACAGAAUUAUCAGAUCUGAUUGGAGAAUAUUUUCCUGCCUCAGGGAGAUCAGAGGAAAAUAAGGAAGAUGAACAAGAGGAGAAAGGCAGCAACUCCUCAGCCCACAGCAGCCGAAAUGCAUUCCAUCCGGUUUCCAGUUCUGCUGAAAUUAGCGGAGCUCGCCAGGUCCAGGAGCUCAGUCGGCCCGGCGCCCACAGCACAGCACAGCCCUCCAGCCCCAAACUCUCCCGCUUUUCCCGUUGGAGGCUGCAGGGAGGAGCGGAAGAUCUGGGAUCCGGGGAAGGCGUCGGUGUACAUACCCAGCAUAAAUCCACCCAGGAAAUAUGCCAGCGCUGUAGCCAAGCACAUCCAAAGCUACGGAAGACCCUGGACUUGGCCAUGGCUUCCGCAGGACUGAGAGAGAAGAGCCUGCUGGCCGAGCGAGCCUCGGGAAUGCUGGCGAACUAG
Delphinapterus leucas (beluga whale) is the source of this 1497-nucleotide messenger RNA. Its product is annotated as upstream binding transcription factor like 1. The record is from RefSeq and is a predicted model, not a curated record. NCBI's taxonomy places the organism in Eukaryota, Metazoa, Chordata, Mammalia, Artiodactyla, Monodontidae.